Messenger RNA from Penicillium alfredii, 816 nucleotides. RefSeq names its product urease accessory protein UreG. The transcript is spliced from 3 exons. The record is from RefSeq and is a predicted model, not a curated record. Gene Ontology annotation, molecular function: GTPase activity; nickel cation binding. Bases 1 to 816 code for a protein of 271 amino acids. NCBI's taxonomy places the organism in Eukaryota, Fungi, Ascomycota, Eurotiomycetes, Eurotiales, Aspergillaceae.
AUGGCCCACUCCCACUCCCACGACGGCGGCCUGAGCCACUCCCACGACGACCCCUUCAACGGCCACGGCCACUCGCACGAUAUUCUCGAUGGCCCGGGCUCAUACGUCAACCGCGAGAUGCCUUUGAUUGAGGGCCGUGACUGGAAAGAGCGUGCGUUUACUGUGGGCAUUGGCGGACCCGUUGGUUCGGGCAAGACAGCCCUCAUGAAAGCGCUGUGUGGGGCAAUGAGAGACGAGUAUAACAUUGCGGCGGUGACGAACGAUAUCUUUACUCGCGAAGAUGCCGAGUUCCUCACCCGCCACAAAGCCCUCUCCCCGAACCGCAUCCGCGCCAUCGAAACAGGCGGCUGCCCACACGCCGCCGUGCGCGAAGACAUCAGCGCCAAUCUCCUCGCCCUCCAAUCGCUGCAAAAGCAAUUCCAAACCGACCUACUGCUCAUCGAGUCCGGCGGCGACAACCUGGCCGCGAACUACUCGCGCGAGCUGGCCGACUUCAUCAUCUACGUGAUUGACGUCGCCGGCGGCGACAAGGUGCCGCGCAAGGGCGGGCCGGGCAUCACGGGGUCGGAUCUGCUGGUUGUCAACAAGAUCGAUCUGGCCGAGGCUGUAGGCGCAGAUCUGGCGGUGAUGGAGCGCGAUGCGGCGAAGAUGCGUGAGGGCGGGCCGACGGUGUUUGCGGUCGUUAAGGAUGGGAAGGGGCUGGAUCAUAUUGUUAAUUUGAUUAUUAGUGCGUGGAAGGGGUCGGGGGCUUAUGAGGUUAGUUUGCAGCGGUGGAAGGAGGGGGCACCCAGGGGGUCUGGGAGUAUUGAUGCGUGA